Molecule: messenger RNA, 1112 nt
Organism: Panonychus citri (citrus red mite)
Lineage: Eukaryota; Metazoa; Arthropoda; Arachnida; Trombidiformes; Tetranychidae
Product: protein FRA10AC1 homolog
Exons: 6
Coding region: 186-1013 (275 amino acids)
Biological process (GO): dephosphorylation
Molecular function (GO): phosphatase activity
Source: RefSeq, a predicted model, not a curated record
UUCGCGCUUUUCCAACAAGUUCACUCGUACAUUUAAAAUCAGCUGAUUAUGUAAACAUUUGACAAAUUGUUUGACUUUAAUUUUGUUUUGCUAAUUGUUUCAUAUUUGUGGUUUAAUUUCAUUUUCAUUGCAAAUGUGCAGAAAUUGAUGUUUAUUUGUUAGUCAAAUAGAUUUGAGUUCAAGAGAUGGACAAGAAAAGAGAUAAUGAUGAAGAUAAUCCAUUUUCUGUCGUUGCCAAGAAAAGACCAAUAGUUGAAUCUGGACCAGUUCAUGUUAAGAAACCUCUUAUAUCGGUGGAUGCUUAUACCAAGCAUAAGAUGUUAAUUAAUCAAUAUAUGUUGGAUACUGUUGGAUCAACCAAGAAAUUACAGCGAGAUACGAGUAAAGAUGUAACUGAUUUAGAUGUACUAAAAGCGAAUCAUAAAUUUCUUUGGGAUGAAACGGAACAGACGGACAAAUGGCAAGUUCGAGUAGCUAAAAAGUAUUAUGAUAAACUAUUCAAGGAAUAUUGUAUUUCUGAUCUAAAAAGAUAUAAGGAAAACAAGAUUGCUCUUCGCUGGAGGACAGAGAAAGAAGUAUUCAAAGGGAAGGGACAAUUUACUUGCGCUGAUCUUAAUUGUGAAUCGAAAGAUUUAUUGAAAAGUUGGGAAGUUAAUUUUGGUUACAUUGAACAUGGCGAGAAAAAAAAUGCUCUCGUAAAGAUAAGAUUGUGUCCAGAUUGUUCAUAUAAAUUGAAUUAUCAUCACAAAAGGAAAGAAGUUAAAAAGGCUCGAAAAGUGAGACCAAAAAAGGAGAAAGAUUCAGAAGACUUACCCAAUUCAUCCAGUCUACCUGAUCAAUCAACAUCGACAAGUGAAACAAUUAACACUGAUUUUAGUCAAGUGAAAGUAAAACAAGAGGAAGAUGAUUAUAAUAUCAUUUGGAGUUCCAAUCAACCCCAACAAUCAACAAUCGAAACAGAAUCAAAUAUUGAAACAGAAAUGGAUCAAUAUCUAUCUGAGUUGUUUAUGUAAUCUCAUAAACUCAAUUUGUACAUAAUAUUCAACUUUUACAGUUAAGCCCCAAAUUAAUUUAUACUCAAUUAAAACAGAAUUGAGUUCGCUUAUUAACAA